AUGGCGACGCGGAAACAACGGGAGAAACGACCAACUGGCGGGAAACGAGCUAGGGCCGGCGGAGAGGGGCGGACGCCGGCAUAUGCGUUAAGGCCACCACACUGCGCGCUCACCGACAUCACGCAAAAGGCCAACACCAGUCUGGUCACCCAAGGAUGGGUCGGUGAUAAGCCGUGCCAGGUGACAGUGGACACUGGAGCAUACGUCACGGUAGUAAGACGGGAUAUCGCAGCCGGAAGUCCUGAAAAACAGCCAAAUCCAGAUUUCACGCAGCAGACCGUGUCUGGUGGAUUCCUACCCGUCCUGAAAGAAGUUCUGUUGACCCUUAUCAUGGGGCGCCAACCGAUAACAAUGUGGGUUUUCGUCGCGAAUAUCACCGAUGAGCUCAUCCUGGGACUGCACAUACUGCGCGCCUAUGAUGCGUCAGUGGAUAUAGGGCGCCAAACUCAGCGUCUGGCGGAAGAAGAAUUAUCAUUAUGGAGUCCUGGGGCGGGACCCCGUCCUUCUAGCCUAGUAGAUGCAAAGGACAAUGUGAACCCCGCACAGAGCGAGGGAAUAGUGAUGGCUAAAAUGGAGAAUCAUCUGGGAGUAGAAAAUGGUCUAGUAGAACCAAGCCCCCAGGCUCAACCGACGGAAGGAAUAUACGUAGUCAGGACCCUAGUUCAGGACUGUCAAGAAGUACCAGUGAGGGUCAUGAAUGUUACCCACAAGGACCAAAAUCUCAGGAGAGGAUCUCCUUUGGCGCACUGUGAGCCAGUAACACUUGUGACUUUUCCCGAUGUGGGACAGCCAACAGCACCAGGCCGGAAACCGAAAUUGGCGGACGUGACCACGGCGACCAAGCCACACCUAAACGCCAUGGAAUUUCAAGAAUUGGAAGAACUCGUGGCCGAGUACGCAGAUAUCUUCGCACAGGACAACGAAGAUUUUGGAAGGACAAACAAAGUAUAUCACCGCAUAGACACGGGAUAA
Cryptotermes secundus is the source of this 972-nucleotide messenger RNA. RefSeq lists its product as uncharacterized. The transcript has a single exon. The record is from RefSeq and is a predicted model, not a curated record. Lineage: Eukaryota; Metazoa; Arthropoda; Insecta; Blattodea; Kalotermitidae. Bases 1 to 972 code for a protein of 323 amino acids.